Molecule: messenger RNA, 3840 nt
Organism: Siniperca chuatsi (mandarin fish)
Lineage: Eukaryota; Metazoa; Chordata; Actinopteri; Centrarchiformes; Sinipercidae
Product: probable serine/threonine-protein kinase kinX
Exons: 8
Coding region: 19-1791 (590 amino acids)
Source: RefSeq, a predicted model, not a curated record
GAUGACGAAAACACACAGAUGGGGCACAGUGAAGAGGAUGAGGGACAGAUAAGAAAAAGCUUGAAGAAAGAGGCACUCAGUCUUCAGGCUAGAGGAGAGGAGGGUGAUGCAGAAAGUGUAAAGAUUGACAUAUCAGUCGAAGAAACAAGUCAUGACAUAAACAUGACAACUGGCGGGGACUGUGCAACGCAGAGUAAAUUGAUAAACAGUGGAGAUGAAGAGGCACAGAAAUAUCUGUCUACAUAUGAAGACAGCACUCAUUCCAUCAUCACACAAGAAAACACAAACAGCAAGUCUGAAGAGAUGAAGGAAACUAAAGUGGAUGAUGCUCCCGUAAAUGUAGGAGAACAGUCGAAAUACUCCUGUGAACAAGGCCUGGAUGAGGAGACAAAGACAGAGAAGCAGAAACCAAGAGCCACAGAGUGUCGGCAGCCCGUUGAGGCUAAUUCAGAAGAUCUGACAGGCGAGGUGAAAAACAAACAGGGUGAAGACAUUAUUAUGGAAGAACUGAAAGGAGACGAAGUGGAACACAAAAGAAAUGUCAGCGAUAGAGACCGUGAUGAUGACGAAAACACACAGAUGGGGCACAGUGAAGAGGAUGAGGGACAGAUAAGAAAAAGCUUGAAGAAAGAGGCACUCAGUCUUCAGGCUAGAGGAGAGGAGGGUGAUGCAGAAAGUGUAAAGAUUGACAUAUCAGUCGAAGAAACAAGUCAUGACAUAAACAUGACAACUGGCGGGGACUGUGCAACGCAGAGUAAAUUGAUAAACAGUGGAGAUGAAGAGGCACAGAAAUAUCUGUCUACAUAUGAAGACAGCACUCAUUCCAUCAUCACACAAGAAAACACAAACAGCAAGUCUGAAGAGAUGAAGGAAACUAAAGUGGAUGAUGCUCCCGUAAAUGUAGGAGAACAGUCGAAAUACUCCUGUGAACAAGGCCUGGAUGAGGAGACAAAGACAGAGAAGCAGAAACCAAGAGCCACAGAGUGUCGGCAGCCCGUUGAGGAAAAUUCAGAAGAUCUGACAGGCGAGGUGAAAAACAAACAGGGUGAAGACAUUAUUAUGGAAGAACUGAAAGGAGACGAAGUGGAACACAAAAGAAAUGUCAGCGAUAGAGACCCUGAUGAUGACGAAAACACACAGAUGGGGCACAGUGAAGAGGAUGAGGGACAGAUAAGAAAAAGCUUGAAGAAAGAGGCACUCAGUCUUCAGGCUAGAGGAGAGGAGGGUGAUGCAGAAAGUGUAAAGAUUGACAUAUCAGUCGAAGAAACAAGUCAUGACAUAAACAUGACAACUGGCGGGGACUGUGCAACGCAGAGUAAAUUGAUAAACAGUGGAGAUGAAGAGGCACAGAAAUAUCUGUCUACAUAUGAAGACAGCACUCAUUCCAUCAUCACACAAGAAAACACAAACAGCAAGUCUGAAGAGAUGAAGGAAACUAAAGUGGAUGAUGCUCCCGUAAAUGUAGGAGAACAGUCGAAAUACUCCUGUGAACAAGGCCUGGAUGAGGAGACAAAGACAGAGAAGCAGAAACCAAGAGCCACAGAGUGUCGGCAGCCCGUUGAGGCUAAUUCAGAAGAUCUGACAGGCGAGGUGAAAAACAAACAGGGUGAAGACAUUAUUAUGGAAGAACUGAAAGGAGACGAAGUGGAACACAAAAGAAAUGUCAGCGAUAGAGACCGUGAUGAUGACGAAAACACACAGAUGGGGCACAGUGAAGAGGAUGAGGGACAGAUAAGAAAAAGCUUGAAGAAAGAGGCACUCAGUCUUCAGGCUAGAGAGAGAGGAGGGUGAUGCAGAAAGUGUAAAGAUUGACAUAUCAGUCGAAGAAACAAGUCAUGACAUAAACAUGACAACUGGCGGGGACUGUGCAACGCAGAGUAAAUUGAUAAACAGUGGAGAUGAAGAGGCACAGAAAUAUCUGUCUACAUAUGAAGACAGCACUCAUUCCAUCAUCACACAAGAAAACACAAACAGCAAGUCUGAAGAGAUGAAGGAAACUAAAGUGGAUGAUGCUCCCGUAAAUGUAGGAGAACAGUCGAAAUACUCCUGUGAACAAGGCCUGGAUGAGGAGACAAAGACAGAGAAGCAGAAACCAAGAGCCACAGAGUGUCGGCAGCCCGUUGAGGCUAAUUCAGAAGAUCUGACAGGCGUGGUGAAAAACAAACAGGGUGAAGACAUUAUUAUGGAAGAACUGAAAGGAGACGAAGUGGAACACAAAAGAAAUGUCAGCGAUAGAGACCCUGAUGAUGACGAAAACACACAGAUGGGGCACAGUGAAGAGGAUGAGGGACAGAUAAGAAAAAGCUUGAAGAAAGAGGCACUCAGUCUUCAGGCUAGAGGAGAGGAGGGUGAUGCAGAAAGUGUAAAGAUUGACAUAUCAGUCGAAGAAACAAGUCAUGACAUAAACAUGACAACUGGCGGGGACUGUGCAACGCAGAGUAAAUUGAUAAACAGUGGAGAUGAAGAGGCACAGAAAUAUCUGUCUACAUAUGAAGACAGCACUCAUUCCAUCAUCACACAAGAAAACACAAACAGCAAGUCUGAAGAGAUGAAGGAAACUAAAGUGGAUGAUGCUCCCGUAAAUGUAGGAGAACAGUCGAAAUACUCCUGUGAACAAGGCCUGGAUGAGGAGACAAAGACAGAGAAGCAGAAAACAAGAGCCACAGAGUGUCGGCAGCCCGUUGAGGCUAAUUCAGAAGAUCUGACAGGCGAGGUGAAAAACAAACAGGGUGAAGACAUUAUUAUGGAAGAACUGAAAGGAGACGAAGUGGAACACAAAAGAAAUGUCAGCGAUAGAGACCGUGAUGAUGACGAAAACACACAGAUGGGGCACAGUGAAGAGGAUGAGGGACAGAUAGAAAAAGCUUGAAGAAAGAGGCACUCAGUCUUCAGGCUAGAGGAGAGGAGGGUGAUGCAGAAAGUGUAAAGAUUGACAUAUCAGUCGAAGAAACAAGUCAUGACAUAAACAUGACAACUGGCGGGGACUGUGCAACGCAGAGUAAAUUGAUAAACAGUGGAGAUGAAGAGGCACAGAAAUAUCUGUCUACAUAUGAAGACAGCACUCAUUCCAUCAUCACACAAGAAAACACAAACAGCAAGUCUGAAGAGAUGAAGGAAACUAAAGUGGAUGAUGCUCCCGUAAAUGUAGGAGAACAGUCGAAAUACUCCUGUGAACAAGGCCUGGAUGAGGAGACAAAGACAGAGAAGCAGAAACCAAGAGCCACAGAGUGUCGGCAGCCCGUUGAGGCUAAUUCAGAAGAUCUGACAGGCGAGGUGAAAAACAAACAGGGUGAAGACAUUAUUAUGGAAGAACUGAAAGGAGACGAAGUGGAACACAAAAGAAAUGUCAGCGAUAGAGACCGUGAUGAUGACGAAAACACACAGAUGGGGCACAGUGAAGAGGAUGAGGGACAGAUAAGAAAAAGCUUGAAGAAAGAGGCACUCAGUCUUCAGGCUAGAGGAGAGGAGGGUGAUGCAGAAAGUGUAAAGAUUGACAUAUCAGUCGAAGAAACAAGUCAUGACAUAAACAUGACAACUGGCGGGGACUGUGCAACGCAGAGUAAAUUGAUAAACAGUGGAGAUGAAGAGGCACAGAAAUAUCUGUCUACAUAUGAAGACAGCACUCAUUCCAUCAUCACACAAGAAAACACAAACAGCAAGUCUGAAGAGAUGAAGGAAACUAAAGUGGAUGAUGCUCCCGUAAAUGUAGGAGAACAGUCGAAAUACUCCUGUGAACAAGGCCUGGAUGAGGAGACAAAGACAGAGAAGCAGAAACCAAGAGCCACAGAGUGUCGGCAGCCCGUUGAGGCUAAUUCAGAAGAUCUGACAGGCGAGGUGAAA